AUGGCUGAUGCCGAUGAUUACCUCCAAGAGGGCUUCGAUCCGCGCAGCGUGACAGUGCCGCGCUUGCGGUCCAUCCUCGUCACGCACAAUGUGGACUAUCCAUCGACAGCGAAGAAGGGACAACUGGUAGAUUUGGUCAAUGAUCACGUUUUAUCACAGGCUGCGAAGUUGCGGGCACAGAGAGCUCAGGCGAAACGAUCCAGCUUAGGGUUCGUCAAUGCAGGCAGUGCAGAAGAUUCCAACGCUUGGGAUGAACACGACACGCGCUCGCGCCAUUCGUCUAUGCGCAGGUCGAUGUCGCCAAGGAAGAGCUCGAGCAGAAUUAAGACCGAGUCCGAGGAACCAGAAUCCAAUAUUCUGCGCAGCCCGCGCAAGCGCAGCUCAAGAUCUGCCAGCCGGCAACUUUCCCAUUUUGACGAAGAUGACGGCGCCGCAUCCGUUGCGUCUAAGUCGGCGCGUCGAAGCAGCAGAAGGACCGUCACUCCUCAAAUAAAAGAUGAGUCGGAAGAGGAGUAUCCCACUCAUGCUGAUCGCUCGAACGAAUAUCUUCAGCCGCCAGAGGUAGAAGAGGACGGGGGACAUGACGCAUCUGUUUUCACCGACGACAACCCUUUCCAAAGCGGAAGCUCCCCGCCGCCGGUAAAAACUCCAAGCAACCGUCGACGCACUUUGGGGGAGGACAUGUCUCAGAGCGUGCGAUCUGCUAGGAGAAGAACUGAUGGUUUCACCGAUCGAAGCAAAAAGUCUAGAAUAUCAGAAAUUUCAGCACCCAAGUUACGGCAAAAGAAUCCUGAAUUUGCUUUGGAGCCUGGCGAGGAGUUUACUGCUGAAGAGCAGCUCGAAUUGGAAGAAGCUCAAAGCUCGGGUGAAGUCGCUCCAAUUUUGCGCAAGAGCCAUAAACCAGCACGCCAAACAAGCGUACUGACACCCCUCUUUGUCCUUUUUAUGGCUCUUUUCGGCGCUUACGGAGCUUGGUAUCGACAAGAGAAGCUUGCUGUCGGAUACUGCGGCCUCGGUAGACAGGCUAAGCCACUCCUGCCACCAGAGAUUGUAGUUCCCGAUGCGCUACUUCCUUUUGUUGAACCCCAAUGCGAACCAUGUCCUGCAAAUGCCUACUGCUAUGAGGGCUUCAAUGUGAGAUGUAUCCAAGGAUUCAUUCAGAAACCUCACCCGUUGUCAUUCGGCGGACUGGUCCCUCUUCCACCAACAUGUGAGCCCGAUAGCGAGCAGGAACGCCGAGUUCAGGCCGUAGCUGACAAGGCGGUUGAGGAGCUUAGAGAGCGCCGAGCCAAGUAUGAGUGCGGUGACUUGGUCGACGAAGCGGGUCAACAGGAAAAUUCGCCUGCAAUCGCAGAGGAAGAGUUAAAACACGUUGUCAGCAAAAAACGAAACAAGAGACUUAGUGAUGAGGAAUUUGAUGACCUGUGGGAGAAGGCCAUCGGCAAAGUCACUACGAGAGAAGAAGUUGAGGUUCAAGUUGAGACAACCCAACCGUCCGGUGCCUCCAAUCUUCCAGUCAGAAAGCUAUCGUCAACCUCUCUCGCUCGCCUUCCGCUCACCUGCGCCAUCAAGCGGUCAAUCUGGCUCGCAUUGGCAAGAUAUCGACUCGCAAUUGGAUUUAUAAUCUUGUUGAUCCUCGGAAGCUUGAACGCACGUUCACGGUACCGUCGUCACGUUGCAACAUCUGCACAGGUUCCAGCCCUCGUAGACUUGGUCUUACAGCGAAUCGCGGACCAGAGGGAGCUUGGAGAAGAGGAUCUUGAUGAUCCCUGGCUCUUCCUGCCAAACCUGAGGGAUGAUGUCCUGCGAUCUAUUCACACUCUCUCCGAGCGAGACAGGAUAUGGCAGAGGGUAAGGGCUGUCGUAGAGCAGAACAGCAAUGUCCGCAUAAGCCAGAGGGAAAGCCGAAGCGGGGAAGUAGGUCGUGCUUGGGAGUGGAUUGGCCCUACCAAGGGUGAGGGGGCGAGGAGACGGCGCAGUGGGAGGGUUUCGUUGGUGCCGGAGCUGAAGGAGGAGACGCCUGAUUCUAAAGAUAGAGUCGAGGCUAGGAAAUGGGAUGAGCCAAGGCCGAUUUAUUAG
Molecule: messenger RNA, 2079 nt
Organism: Metarhizium brunneum ARSEF 3297
Lineage: Eukaryota; Fungi; Ascomycota; Sordariomycetes; Hypocreales; Clavicipitaceae
Gene: SRC1
Product: Inner nuclear membrane protein SRC1
Cellular component (GO): nuclear inner membrane
Molecular function (GO): chromatin binding
Source: RefSeq, a predicted model, not a curated record